CUCGGCUGGGGAGCGCCCCAGGGAUGCAGAACUUCUGGAAUGUUCAUCACAUCUCUCAAGCGCUAGUCACUAGUUGGUAGGAGGUGUGAGGAGUCCGUUGACGAAAUUGUCUUUGGGAGACCCUUCUUGGGAGCACAAUAUCCUCGAGGCUAAAUUAUAAAGAGGCGAUCUGCUCACCAGGACUCUCAAGUAUAUCAGUCUCAUUACCCUUUUUACACCCUCUACUGACCAGCGUUUGAACUCAUCGAGUCCGUCUGAUCUCCAUGUCUCGCCUUCUGUACGCGCUUGGUGCGCUGGCCCUGGGCCAAAGUGCGUUGGCAGCACCUCAACUUUCUCCUCGUGCUACUACCAGCUUGGAUGCCUGGCUAGCCACGGAGACUACUGUCUCUCUUAAUGGAAUCCUCAACAACAUCGGUGCCAGCGGCGCCUAUGCCCAGAGUGCCAAAAACGGGGCUGUGAUUGCCAGCCCCAGCACGAGCAACCCGGACUAUUAUUAUACGUGGUCUCGAGACUCAGCCCUUACUUUGAAGGUCCUCAUUGACCUCUUCCGUAAUGGAAAUCUGGGAUUACAGACCGUCAUUGAGCAAUACAUCAAUGCACAGGCUGCUCUCCAGACCGUAUCCAACCCCUCCGGAGAUCUGUCCAACGGUGCUGGUCUUGGUGAGCCCAAGUUCAAUGUAGACCUCAGUGCAUUCACUGGCUCCUGGGGCCGUCCUCAACGUGAUGGUCCUGCUCUACGUGCUACUGCACUAAUUGAGUUCGGUAACUGGCUGAUCGAUAAUGGAUAUUCCAGUUACGCGGUGAACAAUGUCUGGCCAAUUGUCCGCAAUGACCUGUCUUACGUUGCUCAGUACUGGAGCCAGUCCGGCUUCGAUCUCUGGGAAGAGGUAAAUAGCAUGUCCUUCUUCACCGUUGCCAGCCAGCACCGUUCCCUCGUUGAGGGGAGUGCCUUUGCCAGUAGGGUUGGCGCAUCCUGCUCCUGGUGCGACUCGCAGGCUCCACAGAUCCUCUGCUACAUGCAAAGCUUCUGGACUGGAUCCUAUAUUAACGCGAACACCGGUGGUGGUCGCUCUGGAAAGGAUGCAAACACCGUUCUAGCCAGUAUUCAUACUUUUGACCCCGAAGCAACUUGCGAUGACAUUACCUUCCAGCCUUGCUCUGCUCGGGCCCUCGCAAACCACAAGGUUUACACUGACUCGUUCCGUUCUGUCUAUUCUCUCAACUCUGGCAUCGCCCAGGGUGUUGCUGUUGCCGUGGGCCGCUACCCUGAAGAUUCGUACUAUAACGGUAAUCCGUGGUUCUUGUCUAACCUGGCCGCUGCUGAACAAUUGUAUGAUGCGAUUUACCAAUGGAACAAGAUUGGUUCCAUCACAAUCACCAGCACGUCUUUGGCCUUUUUCAAGGACAUCUACAGCUCCGCUGCCGUUGGAACUUACGCCUCGGGUAGCUCCACCUUCACAUCUAUCAUCAACGCCGUGAAGACCUAUGCCGACGGAUAUGUCAGCAUCGUGCAGGCUCACGCCUUCACCAACGGUUCCCUCUCUGAGCAAUAUGACAAGAGCAGCGGUCUUUCGCUUUCCGCCCGUGAUCUUACUUGGUCUUAUGCCGCUCUUCUUACUGCAAACAUGCGCCGCAAUGGCGUUGUCCCACCUUCCUGGGGCGCCAAGUCCGCCAACACGGUCCCCUCUUCUUGCUCCACGGGCUCUGCCACGGGCACUUACGCUACUCCCACUGCAACCUCAUGGCCCAGUACCCUGACCAGCGGAACCUCAGUUUCGACUACCUCAACUUCUACUUCUACCACUACCUCUACCACUACCUCCUCCAGUUCUUGCACUACCCCAACCUCCGUUGCCGUGACCUUCGAUGAGCUUGCCACCACCACCUACGGCGAGAACGUUUAUAUCGUCGGUUCGAUCUCGCAGCUGGGUAGCUGGAACACCGCCAAUGCUAUCGCGCUGAGCGCCAGCCAGUACACUUCCAGCAAGCCCUUGUGGUUCGUGACCGUUAACCUCCCCGCUGGUACUACGUUCCAGUACAAGUAUAUCCGCAAGGAAACGGACGGCUCGAUUGUCUGGGAGAGUGACCCUAACCGCUCGUACACCGUUCCUGCGGCGUGUGGAACCACUACCACUACUGAGAGCGAUACCUGGCGGUAGAUUGAAUGUGAAAAUAUCUUGCGGUAUCAAUAAACAGAACGUGCCUGGGCACACGAGCCAAAAGACCAAAUCUUGGAGGAUUUAGAUUACUGCCUAAUUUGAAACAAUUAGAAGUAGUGUUACUGGCAACGCAGGCCCGAUUCGGUUGAUUUUUUUCAAUUUCCA
Molecule: messenger RNA, 2324 nt
Organism: Penicillium brasilianum
Lineage: Eukaryota; Fungi; Ascomycota; Eurotiomycetes; Eurotiales; Aspergillaceae
Source: the annotation of a GenBank genome assembly